AUGCGUUGCCUUGCGGACGUACCCGACGCCUCGUUUGUGAGCCUACGAGAAGCUCGGCAAUGGGAUGGAUGCCUUCGGACCCGGCAGCUAGUGGUCCCGGAGCCGGCCAGGAGCUCGGUCGUUCGUGUUUGCGUGGUCUACCCAAGCCAUAAGACCUCGCACCCCGCUAUUGGAACCGGACAAGGCUCGAUCUCAAACUGUCACAAGCUCACCACCGAUGGUAUUUGCCUCUGGAAGUCUAUGGCGACAGGACGCUUCUUCUCAUCUUCUGGCGGCGGUGAUGCGACCGAACUUCUCGGCGCCCAAAUCGCCACAUCCGCCGUCACCAGCUUCCCUGUGCCCACCAACGCACGCCCGGAAGCCCGGCAUUUUCACAUACAGUUGUACGCAAAGGGCCGAUCUGACACAGCACAAAACCAUAACCGAUUUGCCGACUUCGUCACCGAAAGCCUUGGGCAUCUCGGACCCAGCUGGGCCAUUGAGACUGCGGAGCCGCCUCCCGCCUCUCAGAGGGCUCAUCAAGGCAUUUUCCUGACAUUGCAAGAGUUCUACCAUCCUCGGCAGGGUGGAAGUAACCAGACCAAUGCAGCUAUGAGAUCACGGCCGGCGCCAGCGGAUACCACCAGGUCAAGGGGUGUUUGGAAAGACCUGGAGAAUCUCGCCGAAGCUUUUAUAAACGCAACCUCGACCCCGCCGUCGCUCCGAGGUCAGCUACGAACCAUUUCCCAGACGAGAUGUGAUCUACUUGAGUCCCUGACGACACUCGAUGCCGCUUUCCAUGAGGCUAAAGGCUGGGUGCAGGCUUGGUCUGGCAGGGGCGAGAGAAGGGAUACCGGACAGGAGCUCACCACUGAGGAAAUACUCGAGUUCGCUCAACUCAUCGGAAGCUUUUCCCGCAGCGCAGACGACACAGCCGCUGCCCUGAACGUCCUCGCGCCGUUACUCGACGAAAGAUACAUCCUGCCCAAAGCAGCCAAUACUGGCAUGGCCGUCAUUGGCACCGUCGUUGCCGUGGCCGUGACUUUCUUCUGGUGGAACCCUAUGGGUUGGACUGCGAGCGCUUUAGGGACUGCCGCAUCGUUCGUUGCUGCGCACGGCACGGCAUCGGCGGUGACGUGCGGCGCUGGCGGUGUCACCGCGGUCGUAUGCGGUGUCAAGGGCAAGAUUGGCCAUGACCAAUGCAAGCUGAUGGACAAAGUUCGCUGUGCCAAAGUGAGAUACCAGAAUCAGAAGAACGAGGUGCUGCGCACUCUUGUCCUCAUCCUUGCUAGGGAACAGUUUCAGUAUCUUGGGCACGAGGAUCAGAAAAACAUUUGUGACAGAAUGGGCAUCCAGAUCAGCCUAUUGGGAGAGAGAGGAUACGAACACGGAGUGCUCAAGACGGUAUGGGAGGAUUUAGAGGACGCUUACAACAUGUACUACAGUAGCCUUCGCGCAGCGGCAGUCGUCAUUGAGUGA
Molecule: messenger RNA, 1458 nt
Organism: Chaetomium globosum CBS 148.51
Lineage: Eukaryota; Fungi; Ascomycota; Sordariomycetes; Sordariales; Chaetomiaceae
Exons: 5
Coding region: 1-1458 (485 amino acids)
Source: RefSeq, a predicted model, not a curated record